Molecule: messenger RNA, 2922 nt
Organism: Diorhabda carinulata
Lineage: Eukaryota; Metazoa; Arthropoda; Insecta; Coleoptera; Chrysomelidae
Exons: 2
Coding region: 1084-1767 (227 amino acids)
Molecular function (GO): nucleic acid binding; zinc ion binding
Source: RefSeq, a predicted model, not a curated record
UAUUAUAGAACAAAAGCGCUCUUGUCGCAUAUACGUUAGACAGUUUAUGACUCUCAGAUUCUGAGAAUCGGAUAUUGAUGUAAAUGUUUAGAUGAAAAAUAAUAUUACUCUCAAACAACAAAUAGAGUAAAAUAAUUGAAGUAGUUGACUUGUUUAAGAUAUAGUUUGAUUUUGAAGAAGUGAUAAUAAUUAUAGUUUAAAAAUUAUAAUUAUUUUACGAUGAGAAGGAAAUUUUAGAAGUUUAGACGCUAAAUAAAUAUUUAUUUGAAGAAAUAUUUAUAAAAACUAUAUCUCGAAAUUAAAUUAAGUUAUAAAGUGUUGUUUUUAAGUUACGUUUAUUAGAGUAGGCGUGAAAUAAAAUCCAAACUAAAAUAUUUUUUCAUUAAUAAGGGGCCUGGAGUAUCUGUUAGCCCAACAAUGUCAACAACUACACCUCCAGCUACAUUGCAAUCAAGUACGAGUGCAAUUGCGACAAGUACACCAGUUGGUCAGUCAAAAGCUCUUGCAAACACCUCAACAAGUCAAAGUACUAACACACCAACUCUGUCGACUGGUGGUGGUAUUCCAAGUACUCACCAUCAAGAUCAACAGCAACAUACUUCACAAGCUAACCAAGAAUUGCAACAGUUCUUGAGUAAGCAACGUGAAAAUAUUGAACUUCAAAACAAAGGUUUUGAGUCAAUGAAAAUUUUGAUGGAUCACAUUCAGAAAGCUUCUUAAAACUUUUUAGCUGUAGAACGGCUACGAAUCCAAAGCGCUCGAGGUAAUUUGAUUAGCUCAACUGCCUUUUUAGAUGAAACAGCAACGCAAAUAGGUGCUGGGGCAAGUGCUCAAUCAAGUCCACAAGACUUUAAUAUAGAAGUGAUUGACUCUACAAUAAAGGCUCCUAGUAAUUUAGAUGAAGAAGCUAUUAUUAAAAGGAAACAAGCAGUAAGAGAAAUUAUUACUAGCCAUUUAGAUGAUAAAUACUAUAAAAAAGUUCUUUCAAUUAAAGAUUCUGAAACUGUUAUUAAAAAAUUGAGAGAAGCUAAAAGGGUUGAAAACAAUGUUACUCACACUUCAGUGAGAACGAAGUUGUAUGGCAUGAGACUGCAACCCAGGGAGAGUAUUGAUCAUUUUUGGAACAGAUUUGAAAAUACUAUCGUUGAAUAUGAAAACUGUGAUAACGCAGUGCCUUUGACAGAUGAAGAGAAAAGGUCAGCCUUUUACCAAGCUGUCUGCGGUGUCAUACCAGAAGUCAGGACUGCAGAUUUAAUUCACAGAAGAGUAACCAAAAAAUCAAUGACUCUGGAUGAGUUGAAGUCUCAUUUGCUGGAAAUGGAGGCUGAGAAAAAAUCAUGGAAUUCUCAGGAGCAGGUUGCGAGUGCAAACCAAGCAAAGCGCUUCAAAAGGUACCAUGACAACUGUCAUAGAUGUAACAAGUCGGGUCAUUAUAUAAAACAGUGUCCGCUAGAAGCUACAGGUGAAUGGUAUUGUUAUAUUUGCCAAGUGAUAACUGAUCACAAUGCAAAUACCUGUACCAAAUAUGAUGCUGCUAGUCAAAGUUCAAGAAACUCCGACUACAUACGCGGUCGUGGUGGUCGUGGUAGAGCUAGAGGUAGAGGAACGUCGAGAGGAAGAUCGACUUGGAGAGCUGGUUUCAGAGUUAAAUCCAGAGGAUUUGCUAAGACCAACCGAAAGGCGUUUGGGAAACAAGCUGUUCCACCAAAGGAUGGGGAAAACCAGAAGCCACAAGCCAGACAAGCAGAAACUAAUAACCAGUCAUAGCAGUGUGCGCAGUGGAGAGUACAAUGGAGUUCAAAGGCAACUUUUAAUUUAAUAUUUGAUUGAUACUUUUAUAUUCGUUAUUAUAUGCCAUUGAUAUUUUAUAUUAGAUGUGUUCACGAUCGUAAGUCGAUCUUAGAUGUAAUUUUAAAAUUAUUGUAAGAGAUGUAUGUGCAAAGCGAGGGAGUGUUAAAAAUGACGUGCUUUGCGCAUACAUGAGGCACCAUCUAUUAGAUGAGAAAAACAAUAUCUGGUCCUCUGGGUUAUGCUCGUGCGCAUAGACACACUCACUCUGAAAGAGAACUUUGUACGAUAAACACGUGCUUCUAUAUACACUCGGUGUAUUUUAAAUAAAGCAGUUACUACAAAUAGUACAUACAUAUAUUUAUCAAAAUCGUUGUGUUAUAUUUUCAAUAUACAGCCAUCCUUCCUAGCUUCCAUUAUAUAUAUUUAAACCUUUACUCCUUCAUAUAUAUUAUAUUUCAUUCUUAAUAUACCUAUAUAAUACAACCGAUUUUAAACAACAGCAUUGUUGCCACUUUUUCUAUUCCAUUCUAUUUUCUUAUGCAAAUAUAUUACAGAUUUUCAAAAUCAAUUCUUGUGGUCUCCCCAUUUCUCUACAGUCUAAACUACUGAACUGAUAUUGAUCAAGUUCUGGGAAAAUUUGGUGACAACACUCUUGAUGUAUUGUGCAAAAUAUAAUUUGUACCUAAAAAAUUGCAUCCACCUAUGAACACUUUCGUUCUAAAGUACUAUGCAAAUUUCAUUCUUUGUUAUUGAAUCUUCUAGCUUUCUGGAAGGUGUUUAAUACUUACACUAAGCUACAACGUCAUAUUUUGUAUAAAAAAAGUUAUUAUAUUAACUAAUGUUGUACCCCGUAUAUAUUUGAAAUGAGAAUCAAUUCUUUAUCUAUUCACGUAUUCACUAAAUUACUAAACAAAAACACAAAACAAAUUUCAUAUAUAAUUUAAUAUUUGAUUUUUAUUGUUUUCCCUUUAUCACCCUGUAAGCUGAGCAAAAUUACCGUAACAUAAAUUUACGGGUUUGUAUUGUAAAAUCACCGUAUAAAGUUUUACGGACAUAUUGCUUAUAAUAGUUUAUUUAUCAAGCAAAACUAUCAUAAUCCCUUGUACGAGACACAUUUCAAAGUUAGUUGGA